GCAUGCGCCGCAGUUCAGCUGAAGGACAAUGAAGGCGGCUGACGCUGUGUUGAGUAAUCGGGGAGUUCGUGUUCAGCGUUUCUUCAGUGUUUUUGAGCUAAAAAUGGGCUGCGGCGGUGGGGACAGACCUGUUGCUGUGGGCUGUGGGCGAUGUGAGCGGAUCUGCCCUGUUUUUUGAUGACCGUUUGGACUUUAGGAGGAAAAACCGAGUGAAAACCGAAGGCUAGCGAAUCCGUGUUUACUGUGUUUCGGUUUCCAGUGGAGAAAGCUGUGUUUCUGCCGGGCUAAUAAUCGAGCUAAACACUGGACUGGACUUUUAAACCCGGCCAGCAGACUGUCUGCACUUAGUCCUGAGAUCCUGACAGCCUGCAAAUAAACCAAAUAACCUUCAUCCUUUACUUCAGGAUUGUCCCUCAUAGGAACUACUUUUAUAAUGUCUGAAGUAAACAUUGCAAGGAAGAAAGAGAAGUGUGAGAAUUGCACUAAACAGUGCAAUAAGAAACAGAGUGAUGAUGCUCUAAGCUCACUGCAGGAGAGUGGCAUUGCCAAUGGAGAGGUGAGCGGACACACUCCGUCUCAGGCAGUGCUGCUGAGCGCAUGCCUGUCGUGUGAUGGCUGUGUGUCUGAAGAAGAGAGCCGGAGAAUCUCUCAGCAGAGCCUUCAGGGAAUCAAUCGUGUCCUAGCCCUUAAUAAGAAGUGUGAUGUGUCCAAGCACAAAAUGCUGGUGGUGUCUGUGUGUCCUCAGUCCUUGCCGUUUUUCGCUGUCAAAUUUCACCUGGAUAUCCCAGAAGCUGCUCAAAAACUCUGUGGCUUUCUGAAGAGUGUGGGAGUUAAACAUGUGUUUGACACUACACUGGCUGCUAGUUUCAGUAUUCUGGAGAGCCAGAAGGAGUUUGUACAGAGAUAUCGCCGCAGACAUCACGACACUCAUGCUAUGCCAAUGUUCACCUCUUCUUGUCCAGGAUGGAUCCGCUAUGCAGAGCAUGUGCUUGGAAGUCUGGUCACUCCACACAUCUGUACAGCACGAUCACCUCAGCAGGUCAUGGGCUCUCUCGUGAAAGACUACUUUGCCAGGCAGCAGAAGCUGACCCCAGAGCAGGUGUACCAUGUGGUAGUGGCUCCCUGCUUUGAUAAGAAGCUGGAAGCGGUGAGGGAGGAGUUCUAUAACAGCCUGCUGGACAGCAGAGACGUGGACUGCGUGCUGACCUCAGUGGAAAUUCUGCACAUGAUGGAGCAGAGUAAUGUUUCAAUGGAGAGCAUCAAUCCUGUUCCUCUAGAUCACGUGUUUGGCGAGAUCAAUGAUCCAAGCUUGAUGAGACAUGAUGGUCGAGGCUCUGAAGGCUUCCUGGAGCAUAUUUUCAAACAUGCAGCCAAAGAGCUUUUUGGGCUGGAAGUUGAAGAAAUUGUAUACAAGACUCUUAGAAACCGAGAUUUCCAAGAGGUGGUGCUAGAGCGUGACGGAGAGACUCUGCUCCAGUUUGCUGCAGUCUAUGGCUUCCGGAACAUUCAGACACUGGUGCAUCGCAUGCGGAAAGGCAGAGUGCCGUACCAGCUAGUGGAAGUUCUGUCCUGUCCAGGAGGCUGUGUGAGUGGCCGUGGCCAGGCUGAGGGAGAGGGAGGCAAGCCUGACCGUGCCCUGAUCCAGCAGAUGGAGGAGGCCUACAGUAGUCUGCCCGUCCGACUCCCUGAGGCCAACCCUGAGGUCCAGCGCCUUUACCAGGACUGGCUAGAGGGCCAGGACUCUCCUCACGCCCAGCAGAUCCUCCACACCAAAUACAGCAAACCCACACAGCCCCCCGCACAAACACUGAUCCCUGAUAUACAGUGGUGAGGAACCGGGGGGCUUUAAAGGGACCAUUUAUUUCAUGUAUAUCUGAAGAGAGAUGCAGCAGAGUUUCAUUAGUGACAAAGAAAAGUUUCCAAACAAAGACUAAGACUGAGGCUGGAGCUGUACUGUGAUCAUUCUGGCCACAGCCAGACGACUGCACAGAGUCCGUCCAAGAGACAUAUCACAUGACCUGAAAGCAACCAAUCCAAGGAGUUUUUUUUUUUUUUUUAAGUUAUGCAGUUUAUGUGCUUGUAAGUCUUCUUUCAUUGCUUAUAUAAAAGAUGUCAUAAAUGGAUUAUAAACUCAUAAGAGGAGCUUAGCAAUAACAUAGGGCAUUGUCUACUUACAAAAAUAUUAUGACCAUUGAUUUAAAUUAAUUACGAGUUUAUAUCUUGUCUGCACGGACUGUCUGUGUUUAUCUGGGCUUUACCCUAAAAUGACAAAAACAAAGAGUGCUAAAACCUAAUUAUUGGUGCCACAUUAUAAUAAAAAUAACCAAUCAGUGACCAAA
Astyanax mexicanus (Mexican tetra) is the source of this 2339-nucleotide messenger RNA. It is a transcript of the gene narf, whose product is annotated as nuclear prelamin A recognition factor. The coding region runs from base 434 to 1831 and encodes 465 amino acids. The record is from RefSeq and is a predicted model, not a curated record. NCBI's taxonomy places the organism in Eukaryota, Metazoa, Chordata, Actinopteri, Characiformes, Acestrorhamphidae. Gene Ontology annotation, cellular component: lamin filament. The transcript is spliced from 12 exons. Gene Ontology annotation, molecular function: lamin binding.